Messenger RNA from Penicillium samsonianum, 1086 nucleotides. RefSeq lists its product as uncharacterized. Gene Ontology annotation, biological process: cytoskeleton-dependent cytokinesis. The transcript has 7 exons. The record is from RefSeq and is a predicted model, not a curated record. Gene Ontology annotation, molecular function: GTPase activity; GTP binding; molecular adaptor activity. Bases 1 to 1086 code for a protein of 361 amino acids. Gene Ontology annotation, cellular component: microtubule cytoskeleton; cell division site; cytosol. Lineage: Eukaryota; Fungi; Ascomycota; Eurotiomycetes; Eurotiales; Aspergillaceae.
AUGUCGUCAGCCCUCAACGCGAUCAAGAUUCGUCGCAAGAAGAAUGUCAAGAAGGGUAUCCAAUUCUGUUUGAUGGUGUGCGGCGCCAGUGGAACAGGUCGCACAACUUUUGUCAACACUCUCUGUGGCAAGCAGGUUCUGGAGGGCAAGGAUGCCGACGAUGCUGCCAAUGCCCACCUUGAGGAGGGUGUCCGUAUCAAGCCCGUGACUGUCGAGCUUGAGUUGGACGAGGAAGGAACCCGCAUCUCCUUGACUAUCGUCGAUACCCCCGGAUUUGGUGACCAGAUUGACAACGAGGCCAGCUUCGGCGAGAUUGUCGGUUACCUUGAGCGCCAAUACGAUGAUAUUCUUGCAGAGGAGUCGCGAAUUAAGCGUAACCCUCGCUUCAGGGAUAACCGAGUGCACGUCGCCUCUCUCCCCGUGUUAACGUCAUUCCUGUCAUUGGAAAGGCCGACUCGCUCACCCCCCGCCGAAUUGGCCGAGUCCAAGAAGCUGAUCAUGGAAGAUAUCGAACACUACCGCAUUCCCGUCUACAACUUCCCCUACGACAUCGAGGAGGAUGAUGAGGACACUGUGGAGGAGAACGCCGAGCUCCGUGGACUGAUGCCCUUCGCUAUUGUCGGUUCCGAAGACUUUGUUGAGAUUGACAACCGAAAAGUGCGCGCGCGCCAGUACCCAUGGGGUGUCGUCGAGGUUGAGAACCCUCGUCACUCGGACUUCCUGGCUAUCCGUAGCGCUCUUCUCCACAGCCACUUGGCUGAUCUGAAGGAGAUCACUCACGACUUCCUCUAUGAGAACUACCGUACUGAGAAGCUCAGCAAGAGCGUUGAUGGUGGAUCUGGUGGCUAUGAUUCUGCUAUGAACCCCGAGGAUCUUGCUUCUCAGUCUCACCGCCUCAAGGAGGAGCAGCUCCGCCGCGAGGAGGAGAAGCUCCGUGAGAUUGAAAUCAAGGUGCAGCGUGAGAUUGCCGAGAAGCGACAGGAGCUGUUGGCUCGCGAGAGCCAGCUCCGAGAGAUCGAGGCUCGCAUGCAGCGCGAGCAGCAAAGCCAGGGCAAUGUCAGCGAAGCAGCCAACGGAGAGGCCUAG